AUGUGGCAAGUACUUAUUGAUUUCUUGGGGGGACCCCAGGACCAGAAACGUGCCAUAUUGGACCUUGACCGUGCUAAAAUUACCUUUGCCAACUUAUUGAAGUUCAAAGUUAAGAUGGGUUAUUCUGUGAGGGACUUCAUGUACUAUAUGAAGAGAUGUGGCAAUGAUACAGCUUUCCUGCAGCGUAUAGAUUACGAAGAAGAUGCAUUAGCAAUGAUAGAAGAUUGUAUGCAAGAGAAGAAAAUUAGGAUAGCAGUUUCAGACACUCAGCUAGAUCAGGAAGGAGAAUAUGCAAUCACACCGAUUAAGCAACGUAGUACACAUGAGGAAGUUAGUGGACAAGGAAUUCAGGAUGAAGACAUUGAUGCGUACAAGGUGUGGCUCAAUAAGCUGCCACAGGAUGAAAACAACCCAGAAUUUAAGGAUGACACCCGGCUGAAUACUGUUGCAACAUAUAAAGAAUGGUUGAGGAGGGAAGGGCUUCUUAAAGAUAUAUAUGCAUAUUUAGAUGAUGAAACCAUUGAAGAAGACGGAAGUGGUGACAAUAGCGCAGCACCAAUGCAGUUUCCAGCUCAUGCUCGUAGGCCAAAGGCCUCUCAGAAAGCCCCUCAGCCUGCAGAAACAGCCACUCAUCCUUCAGAAUUCACAACCAAUGCUACUGUUAUUGAAAAUAUGGUUAGUGGAAAUGAAGGUGCAGAUUUAGCACAGGCUGGUACAGAAUCUACGCUGGGCAUACAUAAUGCACCUUCUAAUGGGCCUGCUGUUGUUCCCACUCCUAGCCAAGGACCAGAACAAGUGCAAAAGACCGUAGAAGACAGUGAAUUAGUGAGCAAUAAGAUGAGUAUCCAACCUAGUCGCCUCACUCGCAGCAAUGCCAACAUAUCACUUUUCCCAAAUGACAAAGGCAGUAAUGAGUCUUUGAAGUUUAUUACUUCACAUACACUGAGGAAUAAUGCUGCAAGAAGAUCAACCUUGAGGGAGUCUUGGCAAGCUGAAAUGAAUCUAAUAUUGUGCAACGAGAAAGUAUCAUGUUGA
This is a messenger RNA of Miscanthus lutarioriparius, 1035 nucleotides long. The record is from the annotation of a GenBank genome assembly. Lineage: Eukaryota; Viridiplantae; Streptophyta; Magnoliopsida; Poales; Poaceae.